Messenger RNA from Hirundo rustica (Barn swallow), 1815 nucleotides. RefSeq names its product ADP ribosylation factor like GTPase 6 interacting protein 4 (gene ARL6IP4). The record is from RefSeq and is a predicted model, not a curated record. NCBI's taxonomy places the organism in Eukaryota, Metazoa, Chordata, Aves, Passeriformes, Hirundinidae.
AGGCGGCCCCGGCGGCGGGAGCCCCGCUCGGGGCGGCGGGACCGGCCCGGAGCUGCCAUGGCCCGCAGCCGCUCUCGGAAGCGAUCGCGGAGCAGGAGCAAAAGCGGCUCUCGGAGCAGGCAGGAGAGGAAGGAGAAGAAAAGGAGGAAGAGCAGCAAGGACUUGCUGCAGGGCAGCAGCUCUCCACCGAGGAAGAGGAUCUCUGGCUCUCACGGACAUAAGUCGAGUUUGGCAGCGGCCAGGGAAGAAAAGAAGAAGGAAGGAAAGGACAAGAAGAAAAGGAAGGCCAGUAGCUCUUCCUCUGGGACAUCUUCAUCCACCAGCUCUUCCUCAUCUUCCUCUUCCUCCAGCUCCUCUUCUGAUGAUUCCAGUGACAGUGACUCCAAAAUGAAGAAGAGUCAAGACAGCAAAAAAAAACGAGUGAAACAGAAAGACAAAAAGAAGAGGAAGAAGAAGAAGAAGAAAAAAAUAAAAAAGAAAUUGAAGAAGACGGCAAAGGAGAGGGCUAAGGAGGAGAAAGCCAAGGGAGAAGAGGUGCCCGGCCCCUCGCUGGAGCAGUGGCAGAAGGAGUCAGGGGUGGACUCUGGGCCAGUUCUGACAGAUGAACAGAAGUCCCGGAUCCAGGCUAUGAAGCCAAUGACAAAGGAGGAGUGGGAUGCGAGGCAGAGCGUCAUAAGGAGAGUGGUGGAUCCCGAAACGGGGAGAACCAGGCUCAUUAAGGGGGACGGGGAAGUCCUGGAAGAAAUCGUCAGCAAGGAGAGACACAAGGAGAUUAACAAGCAAGCCACGCGUGGGGACGGGCUGGCCUUCCAGGUGAGGACGGGGAUGCUGCAGUGAGGGAAGGCACCAGCCAGCCCAGGAGCCCGUCCUGCUGCCCCUGCCAGCCCGGGGAGAGCCUCUGCCUCUGGACCACGCACACAGCACCGUGUCAGGAUGUGCCCAGGGGCCCUGUGCAGCUGCUCUGUAAGUUACUGACUGGGAAGGAGAGCGACUUUGGUGGUUCAUGUCCCAGUUAACAGCUUCUCCCCAUCCCUGCUCAGGUCACUGUGGCUGUAAGGCACCUGAGCCCUUUGCCCCAGCGCUCCUCUGGAUGCUGGAGGAGCUCAGCAGCACCCAGGGGACAGGCUGGAGGAUGCUGAGCACCUCAAGGUGCCCUGGGCUUUGCGGGCCAGGAGCCAAUGCUGUGGCCAGGACAGGGCGUGUUCCAGGGCCACAAAACACGCAGCUGGCUGCCACUUCUUCCCUUCAGGGGCUGCCCGUGGCCCUUUCCUUGCUGGAUCUGGCUCAGAGGCCCUUUGCACUCACUGACCCCACUCAGAGAGGAGUGGCUGUGGCUCUGCACCCCUGAGUGCCACCUCUGUGCCCCAGGGCUUCUCCCAGCCUUCCUGCAGCUUCACCUCCUCGGCUGGGGGAGCACUGACCCGGCACACUGCGCUGGCAUCUCUGCAGGCCUGCUUUGCAGAGAGGUGGCUUUGCCUCGCUCCCUGCUCCUGCAUGCAACCCGUGUCCCUUCCCCACAGCACAGGCCCCGGGCAGCGCUGGGGCUCUGGGCUUCUCAGGGCCCAGGGCUGCUCUGAAGCAAACACAGCAGCCUUUCCCCUUGCUGGAAAGUCCAUAAAUCUACAAACUGUAAAAAAGAAAAGGACAGAUGGGUUAAAGGACAAAUGGGUCCCGCAGGACUGAUCUCCACAGAGGGUUUCCACGUUCUGUUCAUGGCUGUAACCCCAUUAAACUGGCACCUGCUCACAUUUUACGACUUGUCCGUUCCUCGAGUAAUUCCCCCACCCCAACAAAAAGCAGACAGAGAAGAGCCUU